Rhincodon typus (whale shark) is the source of this 2828-nucleotide messenger RNA. It is a transcript of the gene pknox1.1, whose product is annotated as pbx/knotted 1 homeobox 1.1. The record is from RefSeq and is a predicted model, not a curated record. Gene Ontology annotation, molecular function: RNA polymerase II cis-regulatory region sequence-specific DNA binding; DNA-binding transcription factor activity, RNA polymerase II-specific. The transcript has 11 exons. Bases 1 to 1491 code for a protein of 496 amino acids. Gene Ontology annotation, biological process: regulation of transcription by RNA polymerase II. Lineage: Eukaryota; Metazoa; Chordata; Chondrichthyes; Orectolobiformes; Rhincodontidae.
AUGUUGCAACAACCCAGAACUCCGGAGAAUGGAAGAAGAACACCUACACAAAGUAUUUACCGACAACAGAUACCCAAGAAGUUUCACCUACAAAACAAACGACAGUCAGAGGACACGGUACAAAAGAAGACACUAGCAUCGCUACCAUACAUCACAAAUAUAUCAGGAAUGACAACCAGACUACUGAGACCACUUGAAGGGAUAUGGCCCAACCUUAGGGUCACCAGAUUCCUUCCUCAUGAUGCAAACAUUCUUCCAACUUCCCUUGAAACCAUGAUGGCAACGCAGCCAAUUACCCUCGAUUCAUACCCAGAGCAGCCGAUGCCAGUCAUACCCCCGAUGUCCAGCAACGCUGAAGCAGGUCCAAGCUGCACCAAGUCCGACCCUGAUGCCUCAAGCCCUGUCCCUGCUGAGUGUCAGACAUCUAUGGAAGCUGACAAAGGAGCCAUUUACAGACAUCCUCUGUUUCCACUCUUGGCUCUCCUGUUUGAGAAAUGUGAGCAGUCGACGCAAGGCUCUGAGUGCAUCACUUCGGCAAGCUUUGAUGUAGACAUUGAAAACUUUGUUCGCAAACAGGAAAAGGAAGGGAAGCCAUUUUUCAGUGAAGAUCCAGAAAUCGAUAACUUGAUGGUGAAAGCAAUCCAAGUGUUACGUAUUCAUCUGUUGGAGUUGGAGAAAGUUAAUGAUCUCUGCAAAGAUUUUUGCAACCGUUACAUUGCUUGUCUGAAAACUAAAAUGAACAGUGAAAACCUACUAAGCAGUGAUCCAGGAGGUCCUUAUGCAUCUGUUCAAACACAGCUUCCUGUACAGAACACAACCAUCACCACCUUACCUGGCACCAUCAGUCCUCAGGGCAUUGUCGUUCCUGCCUCAGCUUUGCAGCAGGGAAAUGUCACAGUGACGACAGUAAACCCUACUCAAGUUGUAACAGGUGGUGGGGCAGUUUAUCAGCCUGUUACUGUGGUUACACCUCAAGGACAGGUAGUGACACAAACACAUGGCACAAUACGUAUCCAGAAUGCACAGCAUCCUUACCCUACAGAAGAUGAGAAAAGGCAAAUAGCUGGUCAGACUAACCUCACCCUCCUCCAGGUCAACAACUGGUUUAUCAAUGCUCGCCGGCGGAUUUUGCAGCCCAUGCUCGAUGCCAGUAAUCCAGACACUCCACCCAAGGCCAAGAAGAUCAAGACACAAAGUCGCCCAGUGCAGCGAUUCUGGCCAGAUUCAAUUGCUGCAGGGGUAGCUCAGCAACAUGUAACCAGUAUUACCGUAUCAGACAGUGCGAUGGUCUCAAUAUCAAGUCCAGUGAAUGUGAAUGUGGACAGUCUGCAGUCUUUGUCGUCUGAUGGAGCAACUCUGGCUGUACAACAGGUUAUGAUGGCCGGACAAAGUGGAGAGGAUUCUGGCAACAGUGUCGAGGAAGAUGACAGUGAUCUGUCUGCAACAAACAUUAGCGGCCUGGCCUUAGACAACAGCGACUCACUGCAGUAGGCCCAACACAGAGAGAAGCCAUGAGAAAUGGAAGAAGGACUGGCCAUGUAUUUUUAUUCUUUGCACUCAGUGCAUUUUAUUUCUGACGUAUUUUAUAUAUAGGUAGGAGAGCGCACUUUUCUAUCUCACCUUGUAUUCAAUGAAUGGGGCUUUAAAUACUCUCACAUUGAACUAGCUGUUUUAAUGUGGACAGACAGUAAACUUGUUUCACCGGAUCGAUGUGCAGACUGAAUCAGAAGUGUAUCAACUUCAUGUAUGGGUGGUCUGUUUUAUCCACUCAGAAAUAACUGGCCAUAAUUUAAAGGUGAUUUGAAGAAACUCUUUACCUAGUUCUCCAACUGACAAAAGAAUUAUUGGAUCAAAUCCUGCUUUUUUUUAUUUUGGUUGAUGAAUUUUAUCGUCAACAGCAUUUUGCAGCGAACACCAAGUUUAGUUUAUUUAAACUAUGGGUUUCAGUUUGGACUGAGCCCAACUUCAGGUAGGCACAAAAACAUCUUGUUUGGGGCAGGGUUAAUAUUUCGACAAUUUCCACUGACAGUGCCAGCUGGAGAUGAGUUCUGGUCAGAGUCUGGUGCUAAGUAGCUGUAAACUCUGUUCACAUUGUACAAUAAUGAAAAGGUAUGUUACUAAUGCAUUUUCUUUCAGUUUCCUGGGUUAGUACAGGAGCACAAUGAGCAAUCUAUGACUGUUAGUAUGGUCUCUCCACUUUUGUGCAGCUCCAAAUGAAGCAAAAGUUCAUAAUGUCCAUAUUUCCUUUUGCCUCAACUCUUUGUUGACUACCAGGACUGAAACAACUGGAGCUCCACAAUCUCGAUCGUUAAUGAAGGGAAGUGGGGAGGAGUGGGGAAGCAAAUCAUCUCCAUAUUCAUGGGACAUAUGCUAACUGGUCUGUUUUGGUGAUUCUACAGUGAGAGUACUGUAUAUGAAGCCGAUGUGUAACACACCUAAACUGUUUGAAAAGAGGCGUAGUGCAUACAGAAGGAAUAUCUCAUAUAUAUCAUGCAGAAUCCCAUCUAUGGCACAUGCCCUGUGCAUCAUUGACAGCAAGGCCAAUGUAGAGGGCAGCAUCAUAGGACAUGUUUGUUGUUUUCUGCUUCUUCCGGUUUUAGUACUUUUAUUUGACGAGCUCUGCAAUCCUGAAGUUUUGUCUGUCAUUAACAAAAAUAAUAAUGUAAACUUUGUAUACUUUAAACAUCCUGCUGGUAAUUGCUGUACGAUUGCAGUAAAAUUGGACGGUAAUCAUCUCCUUUCUACAGUCCUUCCCAUUUAGAUCGAUCCUGCAUAGGCCGACAACUUACUUAACUCAACCACAAAUAAAGUCCCACUCCAUUCUUCUA